Molecule: messenger RNA, 297 nt
Organism: Prunus armeniaca (apricot)
Lineage: Eukaryota; Viridiplantae; Streptophyta; Magnoliopsida; Rosales; Rosaceae
Source: the annotation of a GenBank genome assembly
AUGGAAUUUCUGCAGGGCGCCGGGAUCCGCGUUUCUCGAUCAGAGCGACUCACCUCCACCACCUUCGUCUUCCUCGCGCCUUACGCUCAUCUUCUUCGCGCUGCCGUUUCGUUUGAAGAUCUCGCUGAUUUCAUUGUCGUCGUGGCCGUUUUAGCCACUGAUGUCGACGAUUUCUUAUUAAGAUUAACGAGAUCGAUUAUUAGAUUGGAGAAUGCGCGAAACGCAGCGAUUUGGUUUGAGAAUCGGAGAUGGAAGAUUAGAGGUUGUAGGAGGAGGAGGAUAUUGAGACUGUGUUGA